Molecule: messenger RNA, 1506 nt
Organism: Schizosaccharomyces japonicus yFS275
Lineage: Eukaryota; Fungi; Ascomycota; Schizosaccharomycetes; Schizosaccharomycetales; Schizosaccharomycetaceae
Product: translation elongation factor EF-1 gamma subunit
Exons: 2
Coding region: 63-1283 (406 amino acids)
Biological process (GO): translational elongation; cytoplasmic translational elongation; translation
Molecular function (GO): translation elongation factor activity
Source: RefSeq, a predicted model, not a curated record
UAUAAAAGGAAGCCUUCCUCCUCCACAGCAGUCCGAGUCCCAUCCACAGCAUCCUUUCAACCAUGUCUUUCGGUACUAUCUACGGUAUUCAAGGAUCCUUCCGCGUCGACGCUGUCGUCCUCGCCGCUCAGAAGAGUGGUGUCAAGGUUGACGUUGUUAACGUCUUCCCCCAUCAAUUCCCUGAGGAUAUCGCUGCCAAGUUCCCUCAACAAAAGUCCCCCGCCUUCCUCGGUGCCGACGGUUUUGCUUUGACUGAGACCAUUGCCAUUGCUAUUUACCUCGCUUCCCAAGCCCCCAAUGCUCCCAUUUUGGGUACCACCGAGAAGGCCCGUGCCAAGGCCUUGCAAUGGGCCUCUUUCGCCAACAGCGAGCUCAUCCGUGCUUUCGCUCAAUGGAUGCUCGGCCGCCACGGUAUCCUUCCUUACAACGCUGCUGCCGAGAAGGAGAGCAAGCAACAAACCUUUGCUCUCUUCGACUUCCUCAACAAGGAGCUUGCCGACAAGACUUACCUCGCUGGCGACCGUCUUACCAUUGGUGACAUCUUUGUUGCUUCCUUUUUGAACGCUCUUUUCCGCACCGUUUUCACCAAGGCCGAGCUUGCCAAGUACGGUAACGUCCAACGUUACUUCACCACCAUGUACUACCAAACUGGUCUUGACUCCCUCCACGGUGAGUUGACCAUUGUUGACACCUCUAUUCCCGUCCCCAAGGUCGAGAAGCCCAAGGCUGAGAAGCCUAAGGCCCAAAAGAAGGCUGCCGCUGAGAAGCCCAAGCCUGCUGCUGCUGAGCAAGCCGCCCCCAAGCCCAAGCACCCCUUGGCCGGUUUGCCCAACGGCAACUUCAACAUUGAGGAGUUCAAGCGUGUCUACUCCAACAAGGACACUCGUGGUGAGGCUCUUCCUUACUUCUUUGACCACUUUGACCCCGAGAACUACUCCGUCUGGAAGAUCGACUAUGCCUUCCCUGACGACUUGAAGCAACCCGUCUUCAUGACCAACAACCUCAUCGGUGGUUUCUUCCAACGUCUCCAAGCUUCCCUCAAGUUCAUCUUCGGUUGCUGUGUCGUUAUCGGUGAGAACGGUGACAACACCAUCACUGGUGCCUUCGUCAUCAAGGGCCAAGACCACGUCCCUGCCUUCGAUGUCGCCCCCGACUGGGAGUCCUACACCUUCACCAAGUUGGACGCCAGCAAGCCCGAGGACAAGGCUUUCAUUGAGGAUGCCUGGGCUUGGGACAAGCCUAUUGCCGGCCGCGAGGUUGCUGACGGCAAGGUCUGCAAGUAGACAGACACUCUUUCAUGUAACCCAAACAACGCUUGUACCACUAGCGAAAUAUGCCGCCCUUUUUGGAGUGCAGGGAUUUGCACUUGUAGAAGCAACCCGUCGAGAUGGUUGGUUGCGCUGACAGUAGCGGAUACGACUUUUGGUAAUCUGUUACUGGUAAUUGGUUAAUGUUUGUGGAUGAUGUAUAUGACAAAUAAAUAUUUACUUUUUUAUGAGGAUAAGA